UCACACCUCAUUCAAAAUAGGUUCACAGAGGUUUAUGUUCUGCACUUGUUAUUGAAUGUUUCGGAAACGCAAACGCUAAAAGAAUCAUAUGCUUUUACCACCACCAUCUCUUUAUCUAUGUAUCUAGCAGAGACAAGUCUUGUACUUGUACUUGUCUCUGGUAUCUAGCUACCGCCAUCAAACGCCGACCGGCGGAUAAAUUAUAAACUACAGUUUAACUAGUCAAAUUUGACACUUAUUUUGAUUAGAUGUCAUUGUGACUUAUUUUGUUUAGUUCUGCUCAACUUUUGCAAGCUUUAAACAGAUAGAAAUACAUUGGAAAGUGUGGAAGUAUUUGUUUUACGAUAUAAACCUAAAACAAAGUUAACAAUGUUGAGUAUGGCGAGUAAUGUUUACGUUUCGCAGCGGCCGAUAGUUGAACUCGCGUAUUACAUAUAGCUGACAUUAUAUAAUACUAGCAUUAGUAGUGGCAUACUAGUAUUAGCUGUGUUAAACUAGUGUUACUAGGCCUAUUAUGUUAUUAUUAUGCCUGUUACUAUACCUAUAUGAGAGUUACUAUAUCAACUCUAAUAUGAUUAUAACAGUUCUCUGUGAUCUAUCACUCGUUACCCACGAUACGAGGAAUAUCCAUAUUCCAAUACACAUUUCUUGUAUCAUGCAUAUCACUAAUAUAUCUGCGAUCGGACUAAAACAGUAAACGGGUGGAUUUGUGCAAUUUUCUGGCUGGAGCCACAUUGGGAUGAGCACCUUCGAAGGAAUAGUGGAAGAAAUACCUGGCAUCAGUAUCGACAGGUUCGAUGGAAUUAAUACUGAAUCCGCCGUGCUAUUUCUAUCGCAUUGUCAUACCGAUCACAUGAAAGGCCUGGACAAUGAAAGAGUUCAAUCAAGCAUCAUUGAAGACAACAAGUAUCUAUAUUUAACUUCCAUAUCUGCAACCAUUAUAAAAAACAGAUAUCCAAUACUUGCAAAUAAUCUAAAAGAAUUGACAAUAGAACAUGCCAAUUCGGUUCCUGUAGGUGAUGAGUACAUUUCGGUCACUUGCGUGCCUGCAGGACACUGUCCAGGAUCAGUCAUGUUCCUGUUUGAGACGAAAAAUGCCUGCAUUUUAUAUACAGGCGACUACAGAAUGGCAGCAAGCGAUUUCAAGAAGUUUAAAUGCUUUUACGAUGACUUUGGACUUGUAAAACGCAUUGACAAAGUCUAUUUGGAUACAACUUUUUUCUUGGAAUCGUACCAAACUUUUCCGAAAAGACAGGACAGUCUCGCUGCACUCUGCAAGAUUAUUUCAGAUUGGACAGCAGCAGAUCCAGAAAACUAUGUAAGUCUGGAUCUACCCGCCCAGUACGGAUACGAAUACGUUUUCAAGGAAAUCUACUCGAGAUGUCUGAUGCCUGUUCACGUUAGUUCAGACAAGUUUGAAUUUUACUCGAAAAUUCCAGAGUUGGAUAAAUGUGUUACCACAAACCCAUCUGUGACCAAAGUUCAUAACUGGACUUAUGACGGACCUUCAGGCAAAAUACGUAGAAUUAAACUAUCAGCACUGCGCUGGACGAGUGACAACUUAAAGAAGGGAGUCAUUGAAGUAGAUCAAAAUUAUAAGUUCUAUGUUUGUUAUUCAACACACGCUUCAUACCAGGAAGGUGCAGCUCUGAUCGAGUUUUUAAAGCCAAAAAACAUACAUAUUUGCGUAGAACAGUCUGAUCCUGCAGACAAUUUGGAAAUGAUGAUACUUAUCGAUAAACACAUUAGAAAGAUUCAAGUGAAAGAAGGCAAAUCACAAUUUUUUUAAGCGAAGCCUUAAACCAGAAUAAUCUGCUGAUAAUAAGCACCAGAAUCUGUCGCAUUUGCCAUCAAAGUAGCAGUUACUUCAUGGAAAAAUACGUUUAAUUUCUCUUUGUGCAGUACAGGCGGUUCGGGCCUAAAUCUCUCUGGAUCAAUCGAAGAAAAAUAGUAUAAGUCAAUUUCUGUACGGCGUCCUGCAGAAUUACGAGCCCUCACAGAAAGACUUGAGAAAUAGUUAUGAAAACUUUUCAAAAUAAUUAAUUUAAAGGACUACUUUUUUGUAUGACUAACAGCAAACAAGCAUUAAUACAUACAGUAAAGCCAGUAUUUUUUGUGUCAUGAAGGCACAAGAGAGAGUUUCUAGAUAGGUGCAACCCUUAACUAAAAAUGUACUCGUGAUGGAUAAACCUAGAACAGGGCACAAAUCAAACACUUUUGAGAAGGAACUAUUUUUAUUCUAUUUAUAAAAUAGGUGGUUAGUUCGUCAUGAUGGCGAAUGCGCUUUUUCUACCGCUCUUCUUUCACGAGCUUUAUUAAUGAAUCAUUUCUGCGUUUUUCAGAAGUUUGCAAGGCGUAAAUAUUCUUAAAAGUUUGUGAUACAAAAAAGGAAUUUCAAUAAAGGCUUGUACCUUCGUAGAACGAGGACGUAGAGCUCUACUCCCACUAAUUCUGGGACACCAUGUAUAUUUGCCUAUUUGAAUUCACUGGUCAAUUUUGAUCAGAUUCGAUAUCGGCAAAAAAACGACUUAACUCUUGCGUCAAAUUUAUAUUUGUUGAGAAGUUUAAUAUACAGCUAGAAAACAUUGGAAUCGGAUUGUGGUAUUUUACGUUUUAGCAGUUUUAAACUUCUUGAAAUUAAUAUUUCAAACAUUAUUUAUAUUGCUAUGACUUCAGUACACAUAUUGCUUAAAUUGAACUUUGUCAAUCCUUUUUUGCUAAUCACUUUCAAAUUUAGACAACAAGAACAAGAACUACGUUGAAACUUUUAAUUGAUUUAAAACUUUGGCUGCAUUCAACUUCUAAUAAUACUUUACGGUAUUAUUUAACCGUUCAGCGUCCAAUUUUGCUAGCCCUUCGAUUACAACACAUUCUGUUUAAAAGGCAAUAGUUUUGAAACUGUUCUAUAUAAAAAACUGAAGCAAUCAUUGCCUAUUGGUUUAAAAAAAUUAUGCACUCUUUCGGAAAAUUUACUCCUUUAAUCACCUCGUUCAAUACCAGGAUGAAAAAUGCACAAUUGUAAACUACAUAUAUAUUUUUUAAGAUAUGCUUCAUAAACAUAAAUAAUACUAGAGGUAACUAACAUUUAAGCAGCUUAACAAAAUUGACUUGCGUUAAAAAAAUUAAACAGCCACAGUAAGAUUGUUAUCCGCCUAGAUAAAGCCAUUUUGUUCCACUAUGUAAAUUUCAAUGCCCCCAAUGCACAUUUUUGUCUGAAGCUGAAUGCCUUGCUUAAUAUUUAUGUACAUCUAAAAAGGCCUCUCGGUGACUAACAUCAAUAUAGUGCUUAUUUUCUGAAAAUAUUUCAUUCAACACAGUGGAUUUGUGCAAUGUAAAUAGGAAAAUAUUUAUAUUAUAUGCUUGACUAGUAUACACUUAAGAUAAAUCUGUAUUUUCAACUAGAAAAUAAAUUAAUGUUGGAGAACAAUGGA
Molecule: messenger RNA, 3431 nt
Organism: Dendroctonus ponderosae (mountain pine beetle)
Lineage: Eukaryota; Metazoa; Arthropoda; Insecta; Coleoptera; Curculionidae
Product: protein artemis
Exons: 2
Coding region: 740-1789 (349 amino acids)
Biological process (GO): protection from non-homologous end joining at telomere; interstrand cross-link repair; double-strand break repair via nonhomologous end joining
Molecular function (GO): 5'-3' DNA exonuclease activity; damaged DNA binding
Source: RefSeq, a predicted model, not a curated record